Messenger RNA from Diaporthe batatas, 444 nucleotides. RefSeq lists its product as uncharacterized. The transcript has a single exon. The coding region runs from base 1 to 444 and encodes 147 amino acids. NCBI's taxonomy places the organism in Eukaryota, Fungi, Ascomycota, Sordariomycetes, Diaporthales, Diaporthaceae. The record is from RefSeq and is a predicted model, not a curated record.
AUGCGCAGCGAAGAGCCACCCCAAUACGACCCGGUUCCAUCACGACACCAGCGCUGGACAUAUGGCUACAGGCUGAUCGACGACAGCGCAGAGGCCCAGGACUACAGGAACACGUUCACCCCGCUCCUAUGCGAGACGAUAGCAAGGUGCCUGAUGCACAAGCAAGAGCACCGCCCGGAUCUUGUCCAGCUCCAACGCAUUAUUACUAAUGCCCUAGGCAACCUGCCACCUCGGCUUCCUGUAAAUGUUGUUCGCUUCUUUGGGAGUGAUGCCCCACCGCCCGUGCCCAUAUAUGCGCCGUUUAGUGACCUUGGCACGAUCGACCCUUUCGAUCCGUAUCCAGGGCUCCGAUAUCUUGAUGAUAUAGAACCCUGGGAAGCGCCUGACUCGCCUCCGCGGAAACGGGUACGAUUGAGCCGUGCAGACCGGUCGUAUCGACCCUAG